Chara braunii is the source of this 889-nucleotide messenger RNA. Lineage: Eukaryota; Viridiplantae; Streptophyta; Charophyceae; Charales; Characeae. The record is from the annotation of a GenBank genome assembly.
CGGAAGGGGACUAUGACGACAACUCCACGAGGGAGGAAGAGCUGGCAGAGGCGGUAGCGCUCUUCUGAUCAGUCUGCUUCGAAGAGGAUGCUCACCCCUCCGCCCGAGGCGCAGCAACUGCGUGCCCGCGACACGCGGACAAAGAAGGCUGCCGUCGUCGAUCUGGGCGGCGAUGAUGACGAGCCCUUGGAGAAACGUCGCCUGUGCACUCUUGCACAAGGCACCCCAGCGCCGGCGGCGACGGCACGCGCUGCGGUGGACGAAAGGCAACUUACGGGGAGACAGCCCGCCACGCCGUCUCAGCCACGUCAGCGCAACCCGGGUGAUGACAGAGGGUCCGUCCAGCGCGGCGGCGGGGGGGAAGUCAUAGCAGACGCGCGCGCAGCUGGGGGCGAGCCAGCAACUGCUGCGGGUGCGGGUGCUUCAGGCGUUGUGGCCCCCAUUGCGAUGGCGAGAGAGGAGGCAACAGUUGUGGCGACGGCGAGAGAGGAGGCGCGUGGCGAGAACAAAAAUGAUCGGGACGGCGGCAAGCCCAGUUCAAGCUGCGCACGUAGGAGAUUGAUGACGAAAGACCUCAUCGAUCGUGUCGUGCUUUGGGUUGAUGACGAAGCUUUCUGGACGACGGGGGAGGGGCGAAGACUAUACAACAUCGUCCACAAAACGAGAGAGUACUUUGUCGCCAUCGCCAGCGGCCUUCCAGCACCUGUCGUCCCUCGGAGCGUCGUCCUGCCCAAAUCCAGCACGAAGGUAGCCAGGAUCACGGACCCAUCACACCUGCAGCAAGCGAUCUCCCGUGCGGCGGUAGUGGAGAACAUUGCCCUGCGCAUCUUGCACAACUAGGUAUUCAAGUCCGGGAACCGCCCAAGGGGAUACAAUUUGGCUUUCUAGU